Symbiodinium natans is the source of this 1740-nucleotide messenger RNA. The record is from the annotation of a GenBank genome assembly. Lineage: Eukaryota; Dinophyceae; Suessiales; Symbiodiniaceae.
AUGGGGCCACGGCUUCGGGGAAACCAUCCUUCGGCUGGCCCGGCAUUUCUGCUGGAAGUUGCAGUUGCAGCAUUGGCUGCAGCGGCGUCCGAUGUUCCAGAGAAGUUCAAUGUCGGACCCGAGCACUUUAUGCAGGCGAACCUUCACAAGGAGCAGGCUCUUUUCUUGAAGCCGGCUGAUGCACAUGAAGCGACCUGCCAAAGUCGCAGUUUCGUGCAGAGGCGCUCAGAGGUAAGCCAAGUGAGCGCUUCAGGAGCGGACUUCAGCUCUCAAAGCGCCGUCGACGUUGUAAUUGUUGGUGCCGGCUACUCUGGCCUCUCUGUCGCCCAUAAGUUGCGCCAGUCGAACAUAUCCUUCAGGGUCAUUGAAGCACGACAUCGCCUAGGUGGGCGAAUCUUGGACGAAGACAUCAGCAAGCGCGGGGAUGCGGAUGACACCAUUGAGAUUGGUGGUCAAUGGCUGCAUGACACUCACUCCAACGCGAUCGCCUUUAUGAAUGCAAUGGGUUUCGAUGUAUACGAACCUGGCCAGCAAGAAGGCCUGCAGAAGUUUCCCUGCAGCGGGUGCCAUGGACGAGUGGCGACGAGCAGCGGUUGGCUCAAUGCUUCUGCGUCUGGGAAGGCGACCUGGCCGCUUUCUAUUGAAGAGAUGAGGCUCUUUCACGCGACUUUGGACACAAUCUGGAAGGAAAUCUCAGAAACGCCAUGCAAGGAUCCGUUGUCAAAUCCCAAUGCGCCGAUCUUCGAUUCUCUUUCUUAUGAUGCUUAUCUUCGUCAGCAUCACCAGCUGGAAAGCUUUCCUGAGUUUGAGCGGGUUUAUGGCACUUUGCUGGACCUGUGCCUGGAAGCAGAGGGGGCGGAGCGUGUCUCCGCUCUACAUUGUCUUUGGAAAGCCAACUGCACGCACAGUGGGCAGCACGCUGGUGGCAAGUUUUUCAGAGUCAGAGGGGGGCCCCAGGCUUCCCUGAAGCACCUGGCGUCUGAGCUGCAGUCCAUGGGUUCCAUCUGGCUCAGCUCUGAGGUGUUGGCCAUCAAGGACAGUGAUGAAAGUGACAGUGAGGAAAGCGAUGAAAAACUGAAGGUUGUUGUGACCAAUACGACGACCGUCCUUGCACGGCAUGUUGUUCUGGCAGGGCUUCCCCCUGCCCAGCUUUUGAAAAUCAAGUUUGUACCGCAGCUCCCAGAAGAAGUCUCAAAGCUUCUAUCACUCUUGUCACUUGGUUCCGUUCGCAAGUAUUCUCUAGUGUACAAGGCUCCUUGGUGGCGAGCGAGGGGCUACAGCGGCUCAAUCAGAUAUGUGAACUACUCUCUGCCGUCUCUUGAUCCUCAACGAUGUUUUGACAACUCUCCAUAUUCAGCCUCACGCGGAGUUCUGACUUGUAUGACGACGGGUGAUGUGAAUCGAGGCCUGCAGCGACUGUCAGAGGAGGCGCGCCGGGCAGCUUUGCAAAGCGUGGUGCAUGGAGCCUUUGGCGCAGCAGAGGCAGAUGAGUCGCCACAAGUUGUGGAUAAGGAUUGGAGCAGGGACGCGUAUUCGGGUGGUGCCAACGUCUUCUACCCGACAGGUACAUUCUCAAGUUCUUGGCCAGGCACAUUGCAGGUGUUUUUUCAUCACCAGCUCAGCAGCUCCAUUUGGAUUGCUGGCGCAGACUAUUCCCACAUCAGCCACGGCUACAUGAAUGGAGCGAUAGGGUCUGGCCAGGCAGUUGCAGAGCGUCUUGUACAAACGCUUCACGCUUAG